Messenger RNA from Humulus lupulus (European hop), 1892 nucleotides. RefSeq lists its product as uncharacterized. The transcript has a single exon. Bases 263 to 1582 code for a protein of 439 amino acids. NCBI's taxonomy places the organism in Eukaryota, Viridiplantae, Streptophyta, Magnoliopsida, Rosales, Cannabaceae. The record is from RefSeq and is a predicted model, not a curated record.
UUAGUUUCAGCUACUAUAUAUAGAGCAUCUUGUGCCGUACUGUAAUGUUGACACGACGCCACCCUAAGUCCAAACUCUCAUUCGCUACUACCAAUUCCCACCUGGUCCCAAUACCAAAUCAACUACUCUCUCUAUACUCACUGCCAAACCCUACUCUUGCUCCUCUUCCAUUAAUCUUCUUCUUCUUCUUCAGCUCUCCCAUGUCACACACCUUUCUCUUCACAUUAUCAUAGCUUGGCUUCGUUUUUCUCUCGCCGGAGACAUGGCCUCGGCCGCUUGCGUCAACAACAUCGGAGUUUCGGCCGAUAAUUUUCUCGACUGUCCGCCUUCCUAUGGAUGGCUCAGUCCUCGUAUUUCUUUCAGUCGUGAGCUUCCCGAUGACGAUCCCUUGGGUCUUUCCAGUGCUGGUGUGGAGAAGCCGUCGGAUCCGUCGUUGACCCUAGAUCCGGAGUCGUCCGUGGCUGAUUUCGAGUUUAGGCUUCACGAUCCGGUUGCCAUGCUUCCCGCUGAUAAGCUUUUCUCCGACGGGAAGCUCGUUCCUCUGCACCUUGCUUCGGUUAAACCGUCGUGUGUUGACGAGAUGACUUCGACGGUGGGGAUUCAGUCGCCGGAGACGGGGAAGUUUUGCCGGAGAAAUGAUAUUUCUGCUACUGAUCCGUACUUGUUUUCCCCCAAGGCGCCGAGAUGCUCCAGUCGGUGGAGGGAGCUUCUAGGGUUGAAGAGACUCUAUAAUACUAACCCUAAGGCGGAGAGUCAGAAAACUACGUCGUCUUCACUUAGCUCAAGUGCUCCUAAAUCAUUCAAGAAUUUCCUACACCGUAGUUCGAAGUCUUCAUCUUCGUCGUCUUGUUCGUCCAACUCCUUGGAAACUUCUUUGUCUUUGCCGUUGUUGAAGGACUCAGAUUGCGAUUCCGUUUCCAUGUCGUCACGGCUCUCGCUCUCGUCAUCGUCUUCGGGCCACGAGCACGAUGAUCUUCCUAGACACUCGCUCGACUCAGACAAGCCAAACACGAACCCGAUUUCGAUUCACCGGAAUCCAAACAACCCUCCGAGAAUGCGAAUGGUCAAACCUAGACCGGCCUCGGUCUCGUCGGAAAGCCUCAAUCAAAGACCGUUGAUAGACCAUCCAACAGCAGCUACGCGAGUGGGACGGAGCCCAUUGCGUAAGUCGACGGGGGGUGAAUCGAAUGGGGUAGGAAGCAGUAGAGGAGUCUCAGUGGACAGUCCGAGAAUGAACUCAUCUGGUAAGAUUGUGUUUCAGAGCUUGGAGAGAAGCUCAAGCAGCCCGAGCAGCUUCAACGGCGGUCCCAGAUUCAAACACCGAGGAAUGGAGCGCUCGUACUCAGCCAACGUAAGAGUGACACCGGUUCUAAACGUCCCGGUUUGUUCUCUUAGAGGGUCUUCUAAGUCGGUCUCAGUUUUCGGAUUCGGCCAGCUCUUUUCGUCUCCCCAGAAGAGAUCAGAAGGAAAUAUUAACGGCGGGGGAGGAAGCAGCAAAACCCACAGUCACGGUUACGGUAGUCACAGCUACAGUCACGGUCACGGGUACGGCCAGAGUCGGAACAGGUCCGAAAGAACCUGAUUAAAACCGAAUCAGAGAGCGGUAGUAUUUGACGAGGAGCAGAGGGUAAAGCUUUCAGUAACGUUUUCUUUUUAAUUUUAUUGUGUUCUUUUGCCUGCCCAAAACGACAUUGUUUGUCAUCAGAGAAAAAAUCUGGCUUCCCAAGUUAGAAUUGUAGGUGUAAAUAUUCUCCGAUUUUGAUGUUUUUAUUUUGGGGUUUGCUAUUAUUAUUUUAUGCUCUUUUGAAUCGUUCGUUUACGGGGAUGGUUCUUGUGCUAGCUCUAACUAUUUUUAACUUCUAAAACUAAAAAAAAAGGCUAAUGUUUCUUUC